Monopterus albus (swamp eel) is the source of this 1439-nucleotide messenger RNA. It is a transcript of the gene cryl1, whose product is annotated as crystallin, lambda 1. Gene Ontology annotation, molecular function: L-gulonate 3-dehydrogenase activity; NAD+ binding. The coding region runs from base 274 to 1044 and encodes 256 amino acids. The record is from RefSeq and is a predicted model, not a curated record. The transcript is spliced from 8 exons. Lineage: Eukaryota; Metazoa; Chordata; Actinopteri; Synbranchiformes; Synbranchidae. Gene Ontology annotation, biological process: fatty acid metabolic process.
UGCCCACUUGAUCAUUACGUAUACUACACGGUUUUUAAGUUUAGUCUAAAAAUGUGUUAUACAGCCUAAUUAUAAUUGCAUAACUUUUUGUAUAAGUGUCUGAGUGUUCUGUUUUCAAUUGAGAAAACAAUUUGUUACACACGCCCCUGGGAUGUUUGGACCUUCCAGGUUACCGUACCGGCUUGUAGCAGUGUGACUCUGGAGGGGCGGCGCCACAAUAUACUGUAAAUUGUGGCCUAAUGUACUGUAUUGCUAACGGAAUAUCAUGUUAAAAUGAGUUCAUCUGAGAUGAAAAUCGUCACUGUAAUCGGCAGUGGGCUGAUAGGUCGCUCCUGGGCUAUGGUGUUUGUCAGUGGAGGCUUCAGAGUAAAGCUCUAUGACAACCAACCAGGACACGCUGCUAAGGCCAUCGCAGAGAUGAGGAAGCAGCUGGAGGAGCUGGAGGAUGCCCACAUGCUGAGAGGUGAGCUGACCGCUAUGCAGCAGCUUGCCCUGCUCAGCAGUCAUGAUGACCUAUCUCAGGCACUGGAGGGAUCUUUCUUUGUUCAGGAGUGUGUAUUUGAGCAGCUUGAGGUCAAGCAGUGUGUCUUCCAGGAUGUAGAACAGCUUGUAGGAACAGAUGUCAUCCUGAGCAGCUCCACCUCCUGUCUAGUGCCAAGCAGUGUUUUCUCUAAAGUGCAGAACAAGAGUCGCUGCCUCGUCUCCCAUCCGGUAAAUCCACCCUACUAUGUCAAACUGGUGGAGCUGGUGCCUCACCCAGAGACAGCAGGGGCAGUUAUAGACACCACCCAUGCCAUAAUGACCAAGGUUGGCCAAGCACCAAUACGCCUGAAGAAAGAGAUUGAUGGUUUUGCCCUCAACAGAGUCCAAGCAGCCAUUAUCGCAGAGUCCUGGAGGCUGGUCCAGGAUGGCAUUAUCUCAGUCAAGGACAUCGACCUGGUGAUGUCAGAGGGCCUAGGAAUGCGUUAUGCCUUCAUUGGUCCCAUGGAAACGAUGCACCUUAAUGCACCUAAAGGUCCUGCUUCUGGUGGUGUGCACAGCUGAGACACAUCACCUGUUCAGUGGUUACCGGGGUGCAACACAGCUGUGACACAUUUCCUGAUCGCCAACGUCGAUACUUAAGGUGCUGGCAAAUGCUCCUGCGUUGCCAGUACGUUGAGGAUGUUCUUCUACACAGUUUGGUUUCGCUACUCUUACGCUACUUCACCUACGAGACUUCUGAGGACUCCACCCUCCGAGUACAUCAGCUGUCAUAUCUCUCAGUGGCUCGAGUGUCAUCUGCAGCGGCUUGCAUUUCCUGAACCACGCAUCUCUACUCACCUUCCCUGAGUUUACGGCUAAACUCCUCACCUGGUCAAGCCAGCCUGCAUGUGCUUCCUGCAAUCUUCUCCUCUCCACUGCAACUCUCUUUUUUGUUCCUGGCAUCUCCCUCUACCCGG